AGUCAAUAAAUCGGCACGUUUCGAAGCCUCCCACUACAUUUCCGUAUGAUCAUAAGACAUUUGAUUUAUUUCAAGCUCGGCUUCAGGGCACGAGCAUCCGUUUCAUGUUUUAUUAUUGAAUAUUUUCGUGUAUAAAAUUUUCGUGCUGUCUAGUUGACAGAUGAAGUUCGCGUUACUCCUGUUCGUGGUGGUUGACAUUGACAUGCAGUGCGCGGGAAUUUCGAGUAAAGUUUUGCGGAUGAAGUAAAUCUGCGGUGUGUCGGAGAGUCAAGAGUCGCGCGAAUGUGUGCUAAGUGAAAGUAAGGUGUGCAAUGCGGUUGUGCAGCGGCGAGGUUGCCAAGACUUGCGAGCCCUCGCGCCUCCGCGCUUGGCAAAAGACCAUAUGUGCAAGGAAUUCAACACUGUUUACUUCCGCUUGAAGUUUGCUACAGUUUAUUGUCUUAAGAGGUGUGCAAGAUAACGGUGCAAGAUGCCGUUCACGGUGAAGGAGGGUGGUUUCGCGACGUCAGACUACGUGGCGUUCGGCGUGCUGUGCGUGGCGUCAUGCGCCGGCGGCCUGUGGUACAGCGCCAUCGGCUCGCGGAAGAAGACCAUAGUCGAUAUCCGCGACUACCUGCUCGGAGGGAAGACCAUGUCCACGUUCCCCGUCGCCAUGUCGCUAAUAGCCAGCUACGUCUCAGGGGUGACGAUACUGGGGACCCCGGCGGAAAUCUACAACUACGGCACGCAGUACUGGCUGGUUGUGGUGGGGGUGACCUUGAGCUGCCUCGUGGUCUCCGUGGUCUACCUGCCCGUCUUCUGCACGCUCAGGCUGUCUUCGUCAUAUGAGUAUUUGGAGUUACGAUUCAAUCGACACGUGCGAGCAGUAGCGUCACUACUUUUUUUAUUGGAUGAGGUUUUGUUCCUUCCUAUGAUAGUGUAUGUUCCUGCAUUAGCAUUUAAUCAAUUGACGGGAUUCAAUGUGUAUGCUGUGGGUGGUGUUAUGGUGUUGAUAUGUGGAUUUUACACAGCAUUGGGUGGUCUCCGGGCAGUGGUGUGGACAGACUCGAUGCAGACGGGCGUGAUGUUUAUCGGCGUGAUACUAGUGGCAGCGGCGGGGACCGUCGCCGUCGGUGGAGUCAGGACCAUAUUCGAAGUCAGCGCCGAGAACGGCAGGCUCGACUUGUCUAAUUGGAACUUCUCCCCGUACGAGCGUCAGACGGGUUGGGGCGCGGUGUUUGGCGGCAUGAUGUACUGGAUUUGCUUCAACUCCGUCAACCAGACAAUGGUGCAGCGGUACCUCUCACUUCCCACCAAGAGGAAAGCCAUUUCAGCUUUGGCGAUAUUCUGUUGUGGAGCCAUCAUGGCGAUAUCGCUAUGCGUGUGGUGUGGGUUGGCCGCAUGGACCGCAUGGGUUACUACUGGUUGCACGCCCUCGGGGGCUCCUAUCGUUGCCGACCGGCUGCUACCAGCGUUCGUCACUUACGUCUCCAGGGUACAGAAGUUACCUGGGCUACCUGGUGUUUUCUUGGCUGGAGUAUUCGGGGCUGGAUUGAGUUCCCUAUCAGCAGUGCUAAACGCAUGCGCGCUUGUUUGCGUGGAGGAUAUAAUGCGCGGCUGGCUGCGGCUGCGCCUGAAGCCGCUUGUGGAGGGAAUCCUCGCGCGGUUGUUCACCGUCGUCCUCGCCGUCGUGUCUGUCAUAAUGCUCGUCGUCGUCUCCAAGCUCGGUGGAGUGCUCGGUGUAGCAACAGCGUUGUCAGCAAUCGCAGCGAGUACCACCUGCGGCAUCUUCACUCUGGGGAUGGUGUGCUGGUGGGUGGGCCCUCGAGGGGCCAUCGCGGGAGCCCUAGCGGGGGCCCUAGUGGCCGGCACCGUCUCAUUAGGGACCCAAGCCGCCGCCGCCAAAGGCCUCAGAGCACCAGCCAUGCCGUUCAACACCACUUGCGCUGCCAACGCUACGUUCAAAUACUCUACAAAUAUAGACCCAGAGACAAUAUUCCCGCUGUUUCGCGUGUCAUACCACUGGAUAGCGCCGCUUGGUCUUAUUGCGACGCUGACAGUGGGUGCUCUAGUGGGCUGGCUAUUUGACAAAAUGGAGGGGGGAAGGAAAAUGGACGCUGAGCUGUUCACCCCAGUCAUCUGGCGGUUGCUGCCUGCGGAUGCCCAUGCGCAUGCUGGCAUGGUCAGACAAGCACUCGCCGCCAAGGAGGCGCGCCGUGCCCCGACUUCACCACUUAUAAUCACAGCCAAUGAUAAGAUCGAAAUGAACGGCGAAGUCAGUAGGUGAGGCGAUCACGUCUGUUGUUGUGAUUUGAUAGUUAUUUUUGAGACUAAGAAAAUGGUGAUGAUUUAGAUAAAUAUAAAGUUAUAAGUUAAUAAAGUAUAUUUUUGUCAUUAUAUAUUUUAGGCGAUUUUGUGAUUGAGAUCUUUGUCUACAAUUAUUUACUGCGAUAACUGAAUUAUAAGGCAGAACUUAUGAAAGUAAUAAAAAAACAUGAAAUAUAGUA
Messenger RNA from Pectinophora gossypiella (pink bollworm), 2486 nucleotides. RefSeq names its product sodium-dependent multivitamin transporter-like. Gene Ontology annotation, molecular function: symporter activity. Gene Ontology annotation, cellular component: membrane. The record is from RefSeq and is a predicted model, not a curated record. Gene Ontology annotation, biological process: sodium ion transport; transmembrane transport. The transcript has 13 exons. Bases 470 to 2266 code for a protein of 598 amino acids. NCBI's taxonomy places the organism in Eukaryota, Metazoa, Arthropoda, Insecta, Lepidoptera, Gelechiidae.